Molecule: messenger RNA, 1938 nt
Organism: Kluyveromyces lactis
Lineage: Eukaryota; Fungi; Ascomycota; Saccharomycetes; Saccharomycetales; Saccharomycetaceae
Gene: SSQ1
Product: Hsp70 family ATPase SSQ1
Exons: 1
Coding region: 1-1938 (645 amino acids)
Biological process (GO): cellular response to unfolded protein; protein refolding
Cellular component (GO): cytoplasm; mitochondrion
Molecular function (GO): ATP hydrolysis activity; misfolded protein binding; ATP-dependent protein folding chaperone
Source: RefSeq, a predicted model, not a curated record
AUGCUAAGACUCAGGCCUCAAACUGCAAAAUUCUUCAGUAACAGGUGUGUGAGAUAUGCCAGUACCAAAGUGAUCGGAAUAGAUUUAGGGACCACCAACAGUGCUGUUGCCUACAUUAGGGAUUCAAACGAUAAAAAGUCAGCAUCAAUCAUUGAGAAUGACGAGGGACAAAGAACAACACCAUCAGUCGUUGCAUUUGAUAAGAACGGGAAAGUUUUAGUCGGAGCAGCAGCGAAGAGACAGUCACUAAUUAAUUCGGAGAAUACCUUCUUUGCUACUAAGAGAUUAAUCGGGAGAUCUUUCCAGGAUUCAGAGACACAAAAGGAUUUGGAUGUGUUACCAUACACAAUUGUAGAGAACAAAUCAAACGGUCAAGCUUAUCUACAGACAUCUGACGGAAGCCAGAAAUCGCCUAGCGAAAUUGGAUCAUUUGUUCUGAAAUAUUUGAAGGGAGUUGCAGAGAAAUAUCUAGAGGAGACAGUGAAUAAGGCAGUCAUUACGGUCCCUGCUUACUUCAAUGAUUCUCAAAGACAGGCAACAAAAGAUGCUGGAACCAUGGCUGGUUUGAAAGUUAUGCGUGUUGUUAAUGAGCCUACAGCUGCCGCGCUAAGUUUCGGACUAGAUAGCAAAAAUGAUGGUAUCAUUGCAGUUUAUGAUCUUGGUGGUGGUACAUUUGAUAUCUCUAUCUUAGAUAUUGAGGAUGGUGUCUUUGAAGUUAGAGCCACCAAUGGUGACACCCACUUAGGUGGUGAGGAUUUCGAUAAUGUCGUAGUAAACUACGUCAUUGACAAAUUUGUGGAACAGAAUCCUUCUUUGAAAAGAGAGGAUAUUGUGGCAAAUAGAGAGCUGAUGCAAAGAAUUAAAGAUGCAUCAGAAACUGCUAAGAUCAGGUUAUCACAUGUCAAAGAAACAAAUAUUGAAAUUCCAUUCGCUUAUGAAAAUAAACACAUCAAUGUUCCAUUAAAAGAGGUAGAACUUGAUAACAUUACCAUGCACUUGAUCGCUAAGACAGUUCCUCCUGUUAAAAAGGCCUUAAAAGAUGCUGAUAUUGACGCCGAAGAUAUAGAUGAUGUUAUUCUUGUUGGAGGUAUGACUAGGAUGCCUAAGAUUAGGACAAUUGUUGCAGGUUUGUUCGGACAAAAACCCAACGUUAGUGUUAAUCCUGACGAAACUGUUGCAUUAGGUGCAGCAAUUCAAGGUGGUGUCCUUUCUGGUGAAAUCAAGAAUGUUCUACUAUUGGAUGUCACACCAUUAACUAUCGGAAUUGAGACUUAUGGUGGUGUUUUCUCACCCUUAAUCCCUAGAAAUUCCACUGUUCCUAUCAAAAAAACAGAGAUGUUUAGCACGGGUGUAGAUGGUCAAACAGGUGUAGACAUCAGGGUUUACCAAGGUGAAAGAGGACUUGUCAGAGAUAACAAAUUAAUUGGUGAUUUGAAGUUAGCUGGUAUUCCUCCAAUGCCCAAAGGUGUACCUCAAAUACAAGUUACUUUUGAUAUAGACGCGGAUGGAAUCAUCAAUGUAUCAGCCGCAGAAACCAGUAGUGGGAAGGAGGAGAAGAUAACAGUAAUAGCAAAUAGUGGUUUAACUGAGGAGGAAAUCAACUCUAUAGUUGAAGAAGCCAAUGCUAACAGAGAACGUGAUAAUCUGAUAAGACAAAGAGUCGAGUUAAUCACAAAGGCGGACAUUAUGAUUAGCGACACUGAAAAUGCAUUCGAACGAUUCCAUGAUAUAAUCGUCAACAGCCCUUCAUACGAAGAUACCCUUAACUCUGUGAAGGCCGUGAGGGCAAAAAUCGAUCAUUUCAAACAAAAUGAUUCCGAUCUGAGCUUAGAUGUCAACGUUAUCAAGAAAGAAACAGAUGCUGUACAGAACCAGUGUUUGAAAUUAUUCCAAGAAGCCUCAAAACAAAAACAAAGUUCUAAGAACGAGCAGAAAUAA